This is a messenger RNA of Chondrus crispus (carragheen), 288 nucleotides long. RefSeq lists its product as hypothetical. The coding region runs from base 1 to 288 and encodes 95 amino acids. NCBI's taxonomy places the organism in Eukaryota, Rhodophyta, Florideophyceae, Gigartinales, Gigartinaceae. The transcript has a single exon. The record is from RefSeq and is a predicted model, not a curated record.
AUGCAUGCAAACAGCACGGCACUACAAAACAAGGUGCCACUCUCUCAAGGAAGACAGAGAGUGAGAAGGGUACCGUACCUCCUGAGGACGUGCCUGAGCUCCCUGUUGCCACCGCCAUUGCGCAGGAAAUCGCUCGCUUCCACAGAAACUUCAAAAGCUGUCGGCCUUCACCACACGAAACGGGAUGAAUCGAUUUCCAUCGUGUAUCCUACGUAUUCAUCGUCAACCCGUGCAUAUGUCCCAUGCAUUUCUCAUGCUCAUGGGACAGGGGCCAUAGCAUCGCCAUGA